Messenger RNA from Prorocentrum cordatum, 1124 nucleotides. The record is from the annotation of a GenBank genome assembly. NCBI's taxonomy places the organism in Eukaryota, Dinophyceae, Prorocentrales, Prorocentraceae.
UCCGCGCUAGAGGAUGCAGAGCGGGGUGGUGCGCGCCAACUGCAUGGACUGCCUCGACCGCACCAACGUGCUGCAGUUCUUCGUGGGGCUGGAGGCCCUCAAGCGGCAGCUCGCCGCGCUGGGGCUGCUGCCCGAGUCGCGCCUGGAGCAGGGCUCACAGCUCGUGAGCGUGCUGAUCGAGCUCUACGACCUCAUGGGCGACCACUUGGCCCUGCAGUACGCCGGUUCGAAGGUCCACAAGAAGUACCAGCUUCUGGGCAGCCGGCCGCGCAUGAUGCCCAGCUCGAAGGAGCUGGUCGUCUCGAUGCACCGGCACUACAGCAAUUCCUUCACAGACGAGCAGAAGCAGGCGUCGAUCAACCUCUUCUUGGGUGUGCACCAGCCGCAGAACCACCCUUCCCUGUCCGUCCUGGACUGCGACAGUUUCAUCCACCACGCCCCCCUGCGCUUGGACUUCCACAACGGGGAGUGGUGGGAGCUGCCCCUGCAGGUCUUUGAAGACACUGCGCGCGCGCUGCGGUCGUUGCCGUUGGGGGCAGCCCUGCCGACCGACGAGAGGCGCUGGUUUGGCAUCGUCCACAAGUGCUGGAAGUUCACCGACUGGGAGAAGCGCCUGGCCGACCAGGAGUCGACCUCCGUGCAGAUCCUUGCCCCCACCGACGCAUCUGGACGCCAGCUCUCGGAGAACCGGCACUACAGGAUGGUCAGCCAGCAGCGAGGCGCGGGCGGGGGCCUGUCGACGUUGCUGGCGGUGGCCGCCAGCGAGGCGCGCCAGGAGGCCACGCUGCCCGCGGCUGCGCUCCCGCCCGCGCCCGCCGACUCGGAGGCGGAGUACCGCGCGUACCUGAACCAGAAGGCUCUCGGUUGGCACAUCUGGCUGCCGCGCGAGUACAGCACAGCGGAGCGCGUGGACCUGGGCCUCGUCCUUCCCCUCCCCGAGCUCCAAGACCAGGUGGUCGGGGACCCGGGGGCGCGCGACCUGCAGGCUCGGCCCCGCCGCCGUCGCCGCCCCCGCUGACCCUGGGGCGUUUCGCGUCGUUUUCGUUCGGGCGUCGAGUAAUGGGAAGGUCUUCCUCCUUUCCUCCUCCCCCUCCUCCUCCUCCUCCUCCUCCUCCUCCUCCUCC